This is a messenger RNA of Physeter macrocephalus (sperm whale), 2138 nucleotides long. RefSeq names its product iron-sulfur cluster assembly 1 (gene ISCA1). Lineage: Eukaryota; Metazoa; Chordata; Mammalia; Artiodactyla; Physeteridae. Gene Ontology annotation, cellular component: cytoplasm; mitochondrion. The transcript has 5 exons. Bases 228 to 557 code for a protein of 109 amino acids. The record is from RefSeq and is a predicted model, not a curated record. Gene Ontology annotation, molecular function: 2 iron, 2 sulfur cluster binding. Gene Ontology annotation, biological process: iron-sulfur cluster assembly.
AUGGAGAGAGGUUGAGGUGGCCGAGCUCCGGCCCGAGGCAUCGGGGCGCCGGGAAGGCGAGAAUGUCGGCUUCGUUAGUCCGGGCCACUGUCCGGGCUGUGAGCAAGAGGAAGCUGCAGCCCACCCGGGCCGCCCUCACCCUGCAAAAAAUGAAAAUUGCCUGGGGAAUGACUAAGGAAAUGCAGUAUUGAGGAUGGAAAGUUUCUACUACAAGGAAUAGAAACGCUAUGGCAUUGGAUAAAGUAAAAACACCUUCAGCAGUAAACAAGAUAAAACAGCUUCUUAAAGAUAAGCCUGAACACGUUGGUGUGAAAGUUGGUGUCCGAACCAGGGGUUGUAAUGGCCUUUCCUAUACUCUGGAAUAUACAAAGACAAAAGGAGACUCUGAUGAAGAAGUUGUUCAAGAUGGAGUCAGAGUGUUCAUCGAGAAGAAAGCACAGCUAACACUUUUAGGAACAGAAAUGGACUAUGUUGAAGACAAAUUAUCCAGUGAGUUCGUGUUCAAUAACCCAAACAUCAAAGGAACGUGUGGCUGCGGAGAAAGCUUUAAUAUUUGACUCCUCAAGACUGCUCAGGCUGUAGGCCCCAGGAGAGCUGUGGAAGCUCUAGGGCUCAUUGAAGAAGUCAUAGGACUGUCGCAUGCUUAAGGUUUGUAAUGUAUGGCUGCCUUACAAGGAAAAUAAAGUGAUGCAUUUGAAAAUGAAGCCAGUGUGUUAGAUUCCAGAAGAAUUGAUACUUGUGUCCUUUAUAGGGGACAGAAAAUGAGAAUCUGUUGCUCUCUUUGUGUCGUCUUUCUGAUCUGUAAAGAAAAAAAGUUUUACCCGGCAAUUAAAUUCUCCUUCCUGCAUCCUUUCUGUUAGAGCUAGUUUCAUGGAAGUUGCCUUCCUGGGGGGAUUUUAGAAAACAUAUUCUUAAUAGGUGUAGAUUGGUAGAUCUUUUGAAAGGAUUGAACGUACAUCUCCCAGCAAGAUGGAUGACUUUUAAAAUUCAGAGGCAGGAAGUCUUGACUGCUGGUGUGGUGUGGUGGUGCAUUGUUUUUCUACCCAAACUGGGCACAGCGUUUCUACAUUUUUAUCUAAAACUUGUCAGAUGCCUCAUUUGCUUACCUGCAGCAUCCCCAGCCAUUAAAGUAUUGGAAAAAGAUUUCCUUGAACUGUAGUGCAGAAUAGUUCUGAGUGAUGGGAUCAAAAGGUAAAUACCUCACCCACCUGUUUUUAAGUCCAUUUCUUUUGGCCACCCUAAGCAUCUGCUCGGAUAUGGGAUCUCAAGUGGACUUAGAUCCUUUUAGUCAGAAGGUCUCUUAAAAGCCAUCUAGCCCAUCCCCUCAGUUCUAUACCCAGGGAAGCUGAAGGGCUUUUGUCCCCCCUCACACUGCAGGCUGGGUAGGGGCACAGCAGGACCACCCACAUCUCCCCCUCUUGUAGGUGACACGCCAGCCCUGCGCUCCAAGGCAGUCAGUGAAGGUAAACGGGUGGUCUGGCUGCUUUAUCUGGUGAACAUUUGGAUAAGAUUUCUUUGUAAUUUGGAGAGCAUAUUUAGUUUUAUUUUAUUUGGGGUGAGAAGAAUCUUAUUUUAAAACCCAUUUAUGUGAAUUACUAUCUUGUUUCACCAAGACUGUGGAAGAGUCGUUUAUACUAGCAGGAAAGAAGACAUUGUAGCCACCCAGAACUGUUCUUUUGGAAGGUAGUAGUAAUUGUGAAGCAGAACAUGGGAAUCUUUUCUUAUAAUUCCCAAUAUUGUGUGUACACUCUGGGUCCUAAGUCCAAUUGCUAAAAUUUUUAAGCCUAAUAUUUUAACCUGACAUUUUAUCACCAACUUUUCUUUAAAAGUGUUCCUUUUGUCAUUUAGUUAUUGAUUUUCCUGGGUUUGACAUAUUAAGUGUUCUGUGAGAUGACAUAUUUGCUUUUUUUGAAAGCCGAUUCUUAAUGAAUUGAAGUAGCUGAGUUCUUUUAUGUUUUCAUAUUUACUAAAGUACCAGGCACAAAAUGCACCAAAACCCAGAGCAGUAGCUUUAUGUAAAUGCUCAUGAAUUUGUAUUGUUAAUAUAACUGUCAACCCACUUAUAAUUUGUGCAAUACUGUAUAUAUGCAGAUUGAGGUGCCAAUAAAAAAAAAUGUAGCCUCUUUGUGAUCAUAAAA